This is a messenger RNA of Rotaria socialis, 939 nucleotides long. The record is from the annotation of a GenBank genome assembly. Lineage: Eukaryota; Metazoa; Rotifera; Eurotatoria; Philodinida; Philodinidae.
AUGAUGCUUGAACGCUUGCUUCUAGUUGGCUUUCUUUUCUAUUUGUUAUCGAUAACAAACUGUCAAUUUAAUAAAGAUGAUUUAACAAAAUUACAAGCAUUCGAAUGUGAUGAACCAUUUGUUACGCUUCAUGUCUUCUCUGGUGCAUCUAAUCCAACUUGGCAGAUUAAUAUCAAACAACUUAUUAAAAUUAAGAAAAUAGCCUAUCGAUCUUUAUACCAAAAUAAUAGCGAUACAUUGUACAGUAAGCCUACAAAGAGAAUUAUGGGCUAUCAUGGAUUCACUGUUAGUUGUUCGUUUAACAAACUUGUUUUUGUCCAUGGCUUAUCUCCAGUUGAACAUUUAUUACUACUUAGUGGUCGUCGUUACCUUUCCGAAUCAGUUAUUGGUCAUGUUAAAGAGCAUAUCGGAGAAAUAAUGUCUGAGAUCACUCCGAUGAAGUCUAAUCAUGCUGAUUGUGAUCAAGUUCCAAUUGUAGGUCCUGAUACUGUACCUGUCUAUGAUCCAAAGUCAGAUGAUCAAGGAUGUUUCAUUAAAAAACAAUCAGAGAACAAUUGCUAUGCUUAUGGUACUGACAUUGUUACAAAUACUUUUCCCCAACCAGGUCGUGGUAGUGGAAGGAAAUGGUCAUUAAAUACAUGUCUAGAUAUGGGAAAUGCAUCUGUUCGCGAUGGCUUAAUAUACAACGGCACACAAUUACCACAGAUUCCACCGAGUGUGGGUCACUUUGCUGCACUCCUGAUUUGGCCAGAUACAAACUUUCAUUGGAUCAGAAUGGAUGCAAAUGGUUAUUGGUCACAUAAACCAGGAGGCACACCAGUUCGCAACGAAGACAACAGAGGAUUACCAAUUACUGAUCCUUCGAAAUCUGAUUUUUCACCAUGGACACAAUUCUGUGCAUACUUCAUUGCACAACCAUCAAAACUUCGAAUUCAAUAA